UUCUUUUUGUAGUUAUUUGGAUUUGAUUCGCACCGGCAGAGAUAAAAUGUUUACUCAAUAUAGUUUAGUGAUUAAUGUUUGCAAGCCCUAAGGUGCUUUUAUUGUUAAUAAUUAGACGUGAAUUAUCCAACAGGAUUUCAAAAUGUUACAGCCUAAUUUACUUGAGAUAGUGCCUGAUCAAUUAUUUCAAAACUAUUUUAUCAGCGAAAUAGAUCAAGUACAGAAAAAACUACAAUAUGAAAUUGAAAGGAAGAGAGAAGAGUUACGCGCUAUGGUAGGGGAAAGAUACCGAGAUCUGAUCCAUGCAGCGGAUACUAUAGAGGAAAUGAAGACAACCACAGAAAGUACUCUAAACCACAUCACAGGUAUGAUGGAGACCUGUAAGAGCCUUCAUGAUACUCAUCUUGUUGGGUUUAAAGUUGAUAAAAAGCAGACACAUACUUCAAGUUUCAUCAAUGUAAACCCAAUGAAUGGUAUAUCAGUACAAGUGAAGAUGCUGAUGGAGAUUCCUGAGAAGAUUUGGAAAUGCAUUGAAGCUGAGGACUUCGUGAAGGCUACAAGGUUGUUUAUAAUGGCAAGGCAUAUCAACACUGGGCUCCAACUGCAAAUAGGCGGCAAGAAUGUGAAGCCCGGCAUGCAGUCCCUGCAGCGGCUGAUACAAACCCAGUGGAGUUCCAUCUCCAACUUCAACCAAACCAUCAUAGAUGUUUGCAGGCAGAGAUUGCAGGAUGUUGACAUCAGUGUAGAGGUGGCCAGUUCCUGCCUCACAAGCCUGUACAUCCUCGACUCCCAAAGCAUGGUGGAGCUCCUAAACACCUUCAUAAGUCUCCACAGCAACAGCAGCUUGAAGUCAACUCUGCAGUUUGAGCUACAGCACAUUCUAGAAGGAGAUGUUAAAGCGCAGAUCAAGGAGAAAAUUGUGAACGCUGUGAAAAUAGUUUUGAAGACUGUUGUUUUGGUAUACGCUUGUUUUGUUGAAAACAAUGGAGGAGCAGUGCUCACCAAGUUGAAGGAUUUGUUCCAAGUGGAUUCUGAGACUUUGGUUGAAAUAGUGCAGUUUAGUGAUCCGUCCGCGCUAAAACUUUUACCCCCUGUUAUCGCCAACUAUAGAUUAUCAUCAAACAAAGAAGUGCAAGAACUAGCAAGAGACGAAAUAACUACCUGCGUUCAAAAAUGGAGUGUAUGGGUAAAGUCCUUCAUAGAUGAGAGUGUGAAGUGUCUACUCCAAAACGUCACCAGGGUCAAAAUACUGCACGAGAUACGCGAAGAAGCAUUUAAGAUCGAAAUCCCCGAAAACUGGACCGCCAUAUGCUCCUCCCUGGACAUCCCAGAGGUCCACGUGUGGUGCCAUUACUUCCAACCACUCCUCACCGCUCGAGUCAAGAUCAUCAUAGACAACAGAUGGACUAAAGUCUAUGACGCCUUUAAAACGCAGAUUCUGGUCGAUUUGACUCGAUCUGUGGAUAACGAGGGGGAAAUUGAUAUAAAUUGGUUCGUGUGGAAGGACCUUAUUGGGGAUACUGUUAUAGAGUCGAGGAAUGAAGUUAUAAAGGUCAUGAAUUCACUUAUGAGAGGCAUGUCCCUCCAAGAUCGCGGUUUCACGACCAACUUAGAGAAGCUCUGCCAAGACUUAGACAGCGAGUUGCAGAAACUUCUAGAGGACCUCAGAGUCUACCUGUACCAGGACAAGAAGGGGACAAUUCAGGAGAAGCUGUUGUUCACGUAUGAGGAUAAGGAGGAUCUCGCGCAAAUGUAUAGUGAUAGAGAGGAGAUUGAAGUCUACUUGAUGGAUACGGCGGAUAGUAGUAUUGAAAGUAUGCUCCAAUACAUAAAAGUGUGCUUCGAAGAGCCAGCACUCCAAUCAUCAGAAACCCAAAGGAAAACAACAGCAAUAUACACCGCCCGAUUCAUCCAAGCAAUUCCCAUCAUUAUGCUCAACCUACGCAAGUGCUAUAUUCCUGAAGUAACUUCUCUUACUAUUGAUGAAAAUGGGUUGAAAAGAUGGAACGACCUGUGUGGGAUUUUGAAGCAGAAUUGUUUGGUUUGUUGGGGGAAGUGGAUAGAUAUAGUGAUGGAGAGAGUGGAAGAACUGACUAAGGAUCUACCUCAGGAGUUUACGUUGGAAGCGAACGUUGAUUAUUUGAUGAUGCAAUGGGACGUCAUAAAAAUAGAAGAAAAAGACGAUGAAGGCCAAAUUAUUGAGUCCACAAUCAAAGUCCCGGCCGGGCCAUCUUUAAAAGUACAAGAAUACCUCUACGCCGUCAGCAGAAUACUCGAUGAAGUCGUACCCCAUACUUUACCAGUAGAAAUCCACACCUUAUUUAUAGAGAAAAUCACCACUAUCACUUUCGCACACUAUAAUAAAGUGAUAAGAGAGAAAGAGGCAGACAUAAAUCAGAGGUGUGCGCUUCAGUUACUGAUGGACAUUCGACAUUUGACCUUAUUGCUUGUGGCGCGAGAGAAUAAGAAAUCUAUGGAUUUUUCUCAUGAAAUUUGCGAGUUUUUAAGGUCGAAAAUUGAUCCUUUCGACUAUGAUGUCUUCUAUCCUUACGUGCAGACUAAUUUGAAGAGAUCCGUGCAAAGAGUCCAGACAUUGCUAGGCAGUGUGAUCCUCCAGCACGGGCAGCUGUCGGGUAUAAUCGGGCCCUUGCCCGUGUCGUCGGGCGGCAGCGGCGACCGCUGCGCGGCGCUGCUGGCGGCCGGCCGGGCGCACUGGUUCUCGCUGCUGCCCGUCGCCACGCAGCCCAGCCGAGAGAAACAAGACAAGCCGAUGAAGAAAAAGCCAAUGACGUCGGCGAGCCCCAACAAGCCCAGAGCGGACAUCUCUGACCUGACGUCAUCAUUGCCCAUAAACUUCGCUAACGCCCGUUCUGGCGCAGCGUCGUUCUUUAACUCGAUGACUUCCGACUGGUUCAGCGGGUCUUAAGAGCCAACAGGAGCUGAGCGAAUUCUCAAUUUUGAGAUUUCAAACUGAUUAUCUCCGUCGCGCUGACGGGGGCGGCGCCGCCAUAUCCCCGUGUGUGUGGUGCACGCACACAGACGCGCACGUCAUUUGCGCUCACGGACCUUAUGCCUGCAAGUCGCGUCGCGGUCGCGGCCCGCUAUAUAGGCAUAUCAUAGGCUAUAGCUAGUUCUUACAAACUUUUUCUGUUAGCUUAGCUCGCUACCACCACUGAGCGUUUACUUAUUUCCUGUUAUUGUGAUUUAACUUCUUGAUUUUAGGUAGCUGAAUUCAAUAUCCUUCUACAACCUGCAAUCCAAAUAACAUUUUGACUUUUACAGGAGAGUAAAAAACAAUCAUUUCUUUUCUCGUUUCCGUGCGGAAAGUAUCAACUUUCGACACGCUGUGCUAUUAGUACCUACAUUGUGCAACGAGGGGGGUAAGUGAGAUUUUGUAAAGGAGGAGUUUACAAUAUUCUUACCCCCGGAGUUACACACAAUGGUUUUCGUUACACUUGUGAUGAAAAACUAAAUUUUCAGGGAAAUAAUUAUAAAAUACGGUGACAUUUCAAAUAUUCGUCCGCCAUAUUGUCAUUUCUUGACAGGUUAGGCAUCUAAGGCACAGACCUUCGGCAUUCAGCCACGAUUGAAAAUUUUGUGUAAAAAUAUUUUAAACGGCUAUUAAAUUAAUCCAAUUAAAUAUUAUAAACAAAAAUACUAAAUUAUAAUUGUCAGUAUUUUAGAAGUAAAACUCCCUUACACACCCUUAUACUUUAAACAAAGUAUUUUACUUAUAACUUACUUGGUUCGUACUUCGUAUGAAUUAGUGACAUAUCUAAUUAAAAAAAGAAAGCUAUAACUCCCGCGGGAACAAUAUAGGCCUUUUGUUUUCCCUUCAGUACACCUGCAUGAAAUAAGAUCUUUUCGAGCAAGUGUGAUGAAAAACAAAUUUGUCGCUCUCCGGCUUCGUUGAUUAGAAAAAACGAAAGCCUCAGGUUAGAUAAAAUUAUCAUAACAAAGAAACAUGUGACAUGAGAUAUUUCUUACGUUGAUGUAAUUAUACAGUUUUAUUAAU
Messenger RNA from Cydia strobilella, 4015 nucleotides. It is a transcript of the gene Cog1, whose product is annotated as conserved oligomeric Golgi complex subunit 1. The transcript has 13 exons. Gene Ontology annotation, cellular component: Golgi apparatus; COG complex. The record is from RefSeq and is a predicted model, not a curated record. Gene Ontology annotation, biological process: intra-Golgi vesicle-mediated transport. The coding region runs from base 143 to 2926 and encodes 927 amino acids. Lineage: Eukaryota; Metazoa; Arthropoda; Insecta; Lepidoptera; Tortricidae.